Molecule: messenger RNA, 815 nt
Organism: Entrophospora sp. SA101
Lineage: Eukaryota; Fungi; Glomeromycota; Glomeromycetes; Entrophosporales; Entrophosporaceae
Source: the annotation of a GenBank genome assembly
AUGAUUAUGGAAGACCAACACAAGAAGAUUCCAGCGAAUUGUUUUUAUUUCUAUCAUAUCUUUACGAACUACCGUAUCUUCCAUUGGAGAUGCACUUGAUUCAUGGGGCAAAAAGAGAUCCAAUGGACGAAAGAGUUGUAACAGAACGUAUGAUUCAGAUUGCUAUACCAGGUGAACCAAAAGAUGAGACACCGGUAACACUCGAGGAAGCAUUGAAAGCACACUUUUAUGAUAAUUCUAUAUCUGGUAUUAAACGAAAGCUUUUACCUGAGGAAAAUGUCGAUUUAGCAGGGGAUGAAAAAACAAAAGGAAAAAUACAAUUAAGUAUCGAACAAUCAGAAAUUCCUGUUACCGCUUGGCAAGUUUUAAAACUUUUGCCUUUUUAUUCUGCUAGUAAUGAACAAGAUGAAAGAAUAAAGGUUGAUCAAUCAUAUUUUCCUACCACAAAUCUAUUAUUACCACUCGUAUUAAAACGAUAUGGAUUUAAUGAAAGUCUAAGGCCUUUUCGAAUAAAGAAAAAUGUUUACAUUCCACCUUUCGCCAAUUUCAAUUUGUUUGUCAAUUCCGAUGCAGCUGACGAACAACCUUAUAAGUAUGGAAUAGAUAAUAUACAUUAUAAAUUAAAGUUGAGAUCUGUGGUUUGUCAUUAUGGUGAAUCACUUUAUUCUGGUCACUACAAAGGAUUUACUCUAGAUGAUAUUCUGAAUCCUGAUGAAGUAGAUGAGGAUAAAAUAACAGAGCAUGAUUAUUACGUGGCACAAAAUCUACAACAAAUAGAAUUUUUAGAUGGAAAAAAUAAAUGUGUUUUGCAAUAA